Molecule: messenger RNA, 1659 nt
Organism: Syngnathus typhle (broad-nosed pipefish)
Lineage: Eukaryota; Metazoa; Chordata; Actinopteri; Syngnathiformes; Syngnathidae
Gene: rab24
Product: RAB24, member RAS oncogene family
Exons: 9
Coding region: 451-1065 (204 amino acids)
Molecular function (GO): GTP binding; GTPase activity
Source: RefSeq, a predicted model, not a curated record
UACCUCAACAAACAAAGCUGAGUUUAAUACAUUUCCACCUCGGAAGCACCGCUUCGUUCCUCUUUUCGCAUUUAUCCAACAUUUCAUAACAUCUCCAAUUUUUAUCAUUUUGGAACUAUGCUUAUUUUGUAUUUCUGGAACGUUUUGUAGUUUUGUGCCAUUGCGCAACAGGGGAGGGCACGUUGGCGAAGAGCGACCGGCUUAGCUUUGCUUUAGCUCACUUUAGCUUGACAAGGCUGGGCUGAGAUGACAAGCGCCUCUUCUGCCACCUUCUCGUUCGUCCAACAAAAUAUUUUGUAGACGCCCAUGUCAACAUCACUUUUCGGCUUUUUGCUGCUGCCGCUGCUGCUGUUGUUGUGGAGCGACGAUGAAGACGUGUUGAGUUCAUCUAGCUGCCUCAGGCCAGCUCUUUCUUCUUUCCUUACACACUGACUUCCGUGAUUGAGGAGUAUGAGCGGCAUGCGCGUGGACGCCAAAGUGGUGAUGUUGGGCAAGGAGAGCGUGGGCAAGACCAGCUUGGUGGAGAGAUACGUCCACCACCGCUUCCUGGAUGGACCUUAUCAAAACACUAUCGGUGCCGCUUUUGUGGCCAAACCAAUUCAGGUGGGAGACAAAGUGAUCACCUUGGGAAUAUGGGACACGGCCGGAUCUGAACGCUAUGAAGCAAUGAGCAGAAUCUAUUACAGAGGAGCCCGGGCAGCCAUCGUCUGCUACGAUCUGACAGACAGCAGCAGUUUCCAGCGAGCACGUUUUUGGGUGCAAGAACUACAAAACUGCGAAGAGCAUUGUAAGAUCUACUUGUGCGGUACCAAAAGCGACCUGAUCCAAGGAGACCGGAGUCUCCGUCAGAUCGACUACCACGACACUCAGGACUUUGUCGAAGAGAUCGGAGCGCAGCAUUUUGAGACCUCCAGUAAAAGCGGAAGCAACGUGGAUGAGCUGUUCCAGAAGGUGGCCGAGGACUACAACAACGCCACCUUCCAGUACAUGACGGCAGAAGAAUCAGGAGUGAACUUGGGCCAGAAGAAAGAGUCAUACUUCUACUCAUGCUGCAACAGCAACUGACGCUGGACCAGAACUGUGGAAGACGACAGGAGAAAAUAAAACAGAGAGCGAAACGGUCAUUUCUUUUGUGCCAUGACAAACUGCGUGGAGGAGGCGUCUCUGCCGGGGUGGAGCUUUGAAUUAAAGAACAUUUCAUCCAGAAGAGGAUCUCCCGCUCCAAAGCUGUCGAUUGAAGACAACUGAGCUGCUGCGAUUUUUUUUUUUUUUUCUUUCUCUGCUUACCUUUUCACUGUAAUGCAGUUUACACCCGUCAUGACUCUACUUGAAAAGGAACGCUGGCGAAUUCAACUUUGUGUCUUGACUGCCUGUAUUGCUGCAUCACAUGAUCAGCUCAUCACAGCCUGAGUGAUUGACCUUUUGACCCUUGUCUGUCAGGCACCUCCCCCCCUUUUUUCGGCGCUGAUUUCCUCCAGCGGGAGAUUUGGUCAAGAAAAAGACCUCAAUGGCACAAAACUGACAAGUCAACCUCAGAAUAAUGUUAACAUUUUUUGACGCUCAGCCAUCAUGUUUGCGCACUUAUUUAUUGCCUUUUCAAAUCACAGUGCCGGAUAAUGCUUCAAACAACUGCUUGAAUGUUUUUUUUUUUUUUUUUUU